Messenger RNA from Lathyrus oleraceus (garden pea), 1068 nucleotides. Its product is annotated as zinc transporter 8. Gene Ontology annotation, biological process: zinc ion transmembrane transport. Lineage: Eukaryota; Viridiplantae; Streptophyta; Magnoliopsida; Fabales; Fabaceae. Bases 1 to 1068 code for a protein of 355 amino acids. Gene Ontology annotation, molecular function: zinc ion transmembrane transporter activity. The transcript is spliced from 3 exons. Gene Ontology annotation, cellular component: plasma membrane. The record is from RefSeq and is a predicted model, not a curated record.
AUGGGAUUCAAAACAAAUAUUAAACUAUCAGUUUUUUCUAUCUUGAUCCUUUUUGUAAUUCCAACUCUAAUAUCUGCAGAGUGCACAUGUAACGAAGAAGAUGAAGAUCGAAAUAUAGCCGAAGCCCUACGUUACAAAAUAGUAGCUUUAGCUUCAAUACUAGUAGCAAGUGCAAUUGGUGUUUGUAUCCCAGUUCUUGGGAAAUUGAUCCCUGCUUUAAGCCCGGAAAAAGAUAUAUUUUUUAUCAUCAAAGCCUUUGCUGCUGGUGUGAUAUUAUCCACCGGAUUCAUUCAUGUGCUUCCGGAUGCUUUUGAGAAUCUUACUUCUCCUUGUUUAAAGGAACAUCCUUGGGGUGAUUUUCCUUUCACAGGUUUUGUGGCAAUGUGCACUGCCAUGGGAAGUCUUAUGAUUGAUACUUAUGCAACUGCUUAUUUUCAAAAUCAGUACUCUAAGAAGACACCUACACAAGUUGAAAAUCACACAGAUGUGGAGAAGGAUGCUGAGCAUGAAGGACAUGUGCAUGUUCAUACUCAUGCCUCACAUGGUCAUGCACAUGGCCAUGUUUCUGCGGAUCCAUCCUCAGAACAUCUUCGUCAUAGGGUUAUAUCACAGGUAUUGGAGUUGGGGAUUAUUGUUCACUCGGUUAUAAUAGGAAUUUCUCUCGGUGCUUCAGAGAGUCCUAAAACCAUAAGACCGUUAGUAGGUGCUUUGACUUUUCAUCAAUUCUUUGAAGGCAUGGGACUUGGAAGUUGCAUAACUCAGGCAAAUUUCAAAAAUCUAUCUAUUAUCGUCAUGGGAUUGUUCUUUGCUUUGACAACUCCAAUUGGAAUUGGAAUUGGCAUAGGGAUCAGUAGUGUUUAUGACGAGAACAGUCCAACAGCCCUUAUAGUUGAAGGAAUCUUCAAUGCAGCUUCAGCUGGAAUCUUGAUUUAUAUGGCACUUGUAGAUCUUCUUGCUGCUGAUUUUAUGAAUCCAAGGAUGCAAAAAAGUGGUACUCUUCGAUUAGGCUGUAAUAUAUCUCUUCUGUUAGGAGCUGGUGCUAUGUCUCUUAUAGCCAAAUGGGCUUAG